Molecule: messenger RNA, 711 nt
Organism: Aspergillus fijiensis CBS 313.89
Lineage: Eukaryota; Fungi; Ascomycota; Eurotiomycetes; Eurotiales; Aspergillaceae
Product: GFA family protein
Exons: 4
Coding region: 168-581 (137 amino acids)
Molecular function (GO): carbon-sulfur lyase activity
Source: RefSeq, a predicted model, not a curated record
GGGAAUGAAGAGGGGCAUCGAAUUCGGCGUCUCGGUGUCUGCUCCGAAGCGGGGUGGAGAUCGUCAUAUAAAGCUGGCAGCUGGAGUGGGAGCUGCAACUGCCCCUCAGCUCUCAACACACCCAUCGAUCUUCUCCCCCCAGCUCAAUAUUCUAAUCAUUCGACGCCAUGACUCUCACCGGAAGCUGUCUCUGCGGCAAUAUCACCUACACCGCUGAAACCGAUGAGUACCUGAAAGCGCUCUGCCACUGCACUGACUGCCAAAAGUGGACCGGCGGCGCCUUCACCUCCAACGCAGUCGUUCCCCGCGAGAGUUUCAAAAUUAACAAAGGAACACCCUCCUCCUAUGACGUUGUCGGGGCCAGCGGCAAGAUCAACAAGCACUUCUUCUGUUCGACUUGCGGAUCCAGCUUGUACACUGAGCUCGAAGUCAUGGCCGAUAAGACUGUGAUCAAGGCGGGUACUUUGGACAACGGCGACACCAACCUGGGUGGGAAGGUGGAUAUCGAGUUCUACGUCAAGGACCGGCCGUCGUAUUUGGCUGCUGUCGAGGGCGCCAAGCAGGAGCCGCGCUUUGGUUAAGGGUCGGUGAAUUCGAGUUGUUGAUGCCAUAACAGGUUUUGAGUCUAUCAGAAUGAAUGCUCAUGACGUAUACUCGAUUGUGGGUUGUAAAAUAACAGCACGAUAGUGCGGCAGAGCUCUGAAAAACACU